UUGGGUAAAGAAACAAUUAAUAUUUUUAACAGUAUUUGUUGUUCUUUUUGCACAUUCGUUGUUGUUGGUUUAAGGAUGCGUCAUGUAUAAAUACCCAGAAAAUGUUGUUUAUUUUGUCGAUUUGUCGCUUCUUGAGUAAUCAUUUACGGCUCGUGAUGUUCCUGUCAGUUGUUUGUCACUGCCAGUAAGUGUGUGUUCAGUGUGUGUGUGUGUGUGUGUGUGUGUUCACGACAAACACACCCCCACACCAGCGCCCUUUGACCCCCCGCAGAAGGGUUGAAAUGUCCUGCAGCGGCUUCAGAGGAACAUUCAGAAAGAAAUCUGCAAAAGAGACGCAAAGAUGAAGAACCUCGUCUUCCUCACUUUAUUAUGCGUGGCCUCGACUCUGGCCCAGCCUCUGGUGGACCCCCGAGGGGCUCGUCCCGUGGAGCAGGGAACUCGAUCUGAUAAAUGUGCGCCGGAGAAAGAGUGGCCGUUCUGCACCGACGACCAAUGGGGCUCAAAGUGUCCGUCCGGCUGCAGGAUUCAGGGUCUUCUGGAUAAAUACGACCACGGCACGCUGAAGAAAAUCGAGAAGAUCCGCAGCCUCCUGGAUCAGAACCGGGCCAAACACCGAUCAGCUGACCAGGUCUCCAAGCAGACCUACGACUACCUGAAGGAGAAGCUCACCCUCGAUUCAGGAAACGACAACAGCUACUUCGACCUGGCUCAGACUCUCCGGACGAGGAUCACGGACAUGAAGAUCCGGAUUGACCAGCAGCUCAGGGUGCUGGCGGCGCUGAAGAAGCGCGUGAAGGACCAGGUGGACGACAUGCAGCGCCUUGAGAUCGACAUCGACAUUAAGCUGCGUUCCUGCAAAGGAUCCUGCCAAACCUACGCCACGCACGACGUGGACCAGGACAGCUUAUUGACUCUGCAGAAACAGGUGGACCAGCUGGACUCGCGGGCGGCGCAGAACAUCGAGGCGGUGGGAACGCUGUACGUGAUGAAGAGUCGCCCGCUGCAGGGCGUCAUCGUGGACAGCAUCUAUAAAUCGGGACAGAGCGGCCAGGCGAUGGCUCAGCACAAAGAAGACAUGUUCCCCGACGUGAAGACGGUGAAUUUGAUCCUCGAGUUGGAGGGCUCCAGUUCUUCCCCUGCCACCAUCUCCAAGGCCCCAGGUACUUCCUUCCCUUCAUCCACUUCCUCCUCUUCAUCCUCUUCCUCUAUCACCCAUCACGGAGGAAACGGGGAUUUCUUGGGUGGCGGCGAUGGUUUCCGACAGCCGAGUACGAGCCACGUCACUCACGUCACCUGCACCAAGAGCACCCGGAUAACGGUGGUUCAAACCAAAGAUGGUCCAGUGGAAAGAGUGGAGGAAGUGAUGAAUGGAGGCCCCGAAUGCCAAUCAAUGACCGACUUCUCCCAGGGAGGACCCAGCUCUCUUUUCCCCAGCCUCUCACACACAUCUUCCUCCUCUUCUUCCUCCUCUUCCUCUUCGUCUAAAAUCGUCCAAGCCGGCGGCACCAAAGGAAGCCUUUUAGACACCAAAACCGGGCUUUCCGGGAAUCCGUUCGGCGACUUUGGCGCUGACUUUGGCGGGUUCACGGCGUCUCUCGCCGAUGAAGACGUUCCCGAUUUCCACGCCCGCAGUGUGAAGAGCGUGCGUACGGAGCGGGAGGCCGGGUAUAUAGGAAAAGAUUGUGUCGACGCCCACAGGAAGCAUCUGAACGGAGAAACGAGUGGCCUUUUUACGAUCAGACCUGGAGGCCAAGACUCCCCCCAGCUGGUGGAGGUUUACUGCCACCAGGAGGGGAUAAUGGGAGGGUGGGUGUUAGUCCAGCUGAGAGAAAACGGCGCGCUAAACUUCAACCGAUCCUGGGCCGAAUAUCGCGACGCUUUCGGGUCCGUUGACGCGACGGGAGGCGGGGAGUUCUGGAUCGGAAAUCAGAACCUCCACCUCCUGACGAAUCAGGGUGAGAACAUGCUGAAAGUGGAGCUGGAGGAUUGGGAAGGAGGCGUAGCUAACGCAGAGUUCACGAUCAGAGUCGGUUCUGAAGACGAAGGGUAUCCAAUUCACGUUUCCGGGUACACGGGAGACGCCGGGGAUUCGCUAACGGUGGCUAAGUCGUCGCACAACGGGAUGAAGUUCAGCACCUUUGAUAAAGAUAAUGAUAAGUCAGAGGGGAGUUGCGCGGAGAUGUAUGGCGGAGGAUGGUGGUACAACGACUGUCAGGCGGCGAACCUAAACGGGGUUUAUUAUAAAGGCGCGUACGAACCGGAGAAAACCACACCGUACGGAGUUGCUAACGGAGUUGUGUGGGAGACGUUUAAACCGACAAAUUACAGUCUGAAAAAGGUUAAAAUGUUCAUCAGAUCGGCAGCUUUUUAGACACACUGAGAAAAGAUCAAACAUAAAUAAUAACGGCUAACUUAAAAAAGAUCGCAGUGUUCUUUGACAUCAAACCCGCAAACAACGGCAUAAAAACUUUUCUAAUUAGAUGCUGAGAUAAAAUACAACAACUUCAGGCUCCUAACUUAACGAGAUUUAUCAUAUCGAGGAUUGUACGACCCGUGCACUACUUAGUUGCAAACGAAGGCGCGUGGAAAACAUUUCAGCUUAAAAAUUGUAAUUGUAAUUAGAGAAAACAUGGCAAAACCAUUAAAGAUAUUUAUCAAAAAUCCCCUGAAAAACGCACCAUACUUUGAACUCAAACCGGCAAAAUGUCCGUCAGAUCGGCGGCUUUUUAAUUAGACACUGAUAAAAAUGUUUUAAAAGAACAAGAGCCUGAAAAACUGUUGCCGGGCAGAUUGCUUCAAUGGGAUUUAUUCUAAAGUCUAAAUAAUUUAACAAUAUGUUGCCAGUAAACGUCACAUGCUACCAUAUUAAUAUGCAUAUUUGACGUUGGAAGCAAACCUUUGAUUUCAUUGCGGUAUGUAUUUCUGUCUGGUUGAAAGGAAUCUGAAAGGGAUCUAAAAAACCUCUAAAAUGUUCAUCUGAUCGGCGGCUUUUGUUUUAAUGCACAAUAUUUUAUUUAAACUCUAAGAGCAACGAGGCAGGACUAAAGAAAAGCUUAGAGUAGGACGUGCACUUCAGACUUCAGACUGUUGAUCUCUCCGUGUUUAUUCUUCCUGAUUGUGUACAUUUCAUCGACCUGUUUAUCCCAGAAGAGUUUGUGGAAAAUCACAAAGUGUUCCCAAUAUUUCCCCCUGUUUCUCAACUUUGUACGGAGCGAUGAACUCUUGCAAAUCAAUAAAGAUCAAAUGUUC
Molecule: messenger RNA, 3249 nt
Organism: Notothenia coriiceps (black rockcod)
Lineage: Eukaryota; Metazoa; Chordata; Actinopteri; Perciformes; Nototheniidae
Gene: fga
Product: fibrinogen alpha chain
Exons: 8
Coding region: 341-2371 (676 amino acids)
Biological process (GO): fibrinolysis; blood coagulation; platelet activation
Cellular component (GO): fibrinogen complex
Molecular function (GO): extracellular matrix structural constituent; protein-macromolecule adaptor activity; signaling receptor binding
Source: RefSeq, a predicted model, not a curated record